AUUGCGGGCACAAGGGAGAUAACCCAUCACCAAGCCCUCUUCCGCCAUUGUACGGAGUGUUAGGGGGGAAAUCGGAUUAGAAUUGUGGCUGACAGAGAAGAGAUGUCAGACGAAGAAGAUUACAGUUCCGACGACGAUGUGGAUUAUGUACCGACAGUGGGAGAGGAAGUGAGUGAGGAGGAAGGGUCAGGAGAUGAGGAAGAUCUUGAUGCCCUAAAUGAAGAUGCGAAACAAGAUGGCAAAGUUGGAGGAAGGAGAGAAAGAUCAAAAAAGAAAAAUGAUCUAGCACCAAGAAAGAGGCAAGGAGGCAUCAAGCUGGAUGGAGAGGAGGAGCCUGAUGAUCCCCCACAUGGAGAGCCAGAGAGCUGGGAUCUGAUGCAGGAGAUUGCCAAGGAGAAGGAAGCAAAGAAGGAAAAACAGGAGAAGAAGAGAGCAGACGACUUAUGGUCAAGCUUCAUGUCUGACAUGAAAACGCCACCACCAAGAAAGACUUCCUCCACAGGACUUGGUGUCCUGGCUAGUAUGGUCAAGCCAACCAACAUCAACCCCAAACAGUCACCAUCACAGGCAACACCUGAAUCUGGGAUCACAACAUCAACAAAGAUGACCAUCACAAAGGUUUUUGAUUUUGCUGGAGAGGAGGUCAAAGUAACCAAAGAGGUUGAUGUCACGUCAAGAGAGGCUCAGGAAGAAAUAAAGAAACAAGAAAAUUCAUCUGCAGAAGCUAAGAGCAGUACACCAAGUACGUCGGAGAAGCCAUCAGGGUUAUCUGGCAUUGGUGUGAAAAGGCCAGCUGCAGGGGCUGGGGGCCUGGGAGGGCUCCUCAACAAGAUAGGCAAGAAGCCUAAGAUGAGUGUGCUGGAGAAGUCCAAGAUGGACUGGAACACUUUCAAGAAGGAUAAAGGAAUUGAGGAUGAUCUACAGAUCCACAAUAGAGGGAAAGAGUCAUACCUAGAAAGGAUGGCCUUUCUCAACCGUGCCGAUGUCCGUCAGUUUGAAAUAGAGAAAUCUCUUCGUCUGAGUAAGAGCAAAAGGUGAUGGCAGAGCUGAAUGUUUGUGGGUACUGACACAAUGAAAUGUGUGAAAUGAUGACUGCUCACUCCCAACUUGUCUGGACCAGAAUCAGAACCUGCUGAAGAAAACUCUCUGGAUGGGAAGGACAAUCUGCAGAAUACCGGUUCCAUAAUGAGAUCAUGUCUCCUACAAAUACAAGGAUGGAGGACAGACAUUGAAACCAGGAUUUAGCUACAGUAUUGUUUGUAAGUCUUCCUGGUAUUGUUUGGUUUUCACGUACAAGUGACCUUGCAUGGUUCAUGCUACUCUGUAUGGAGCUCAACCAUCAGUGUAAGGACUUCUGAAAUGUUUCAUAUGAUUGGUCUUUUAAGAAAAUUAUUGUACAACAUUUCACUCCAUGUGGUUACAAAUGAUCAAUAUUUACUGUUUCUUCAGUCUUUGUGGAUGAUUUCAGCAACAGGGUGCAGGUCUACAUGCUGGAAAGUUUCAUUGAUAUUCCUGAUUUGAUGUUGUAUGUCUGCCAUGAAACAAGUAAUGGGUUAGUUUGGAGUGAAUGAAAUAAAGGAUGAAUUGAACUUGUAAUGACUGCAUCCUCAGUGUUUCUGUAUGGUCUUUGAAAUGUCAUCUAAAAUGAGAUGCCAUGACGUCUUAAUCAUGUGUUUGUGAAUAACACUUGAAUGUAAGGCCACAGUGUCGCCACACUAAACUAUUUAUUAGAUUUUCAUCCAUAUUUAAACAUUAUUCAUGCAUCUGUAUUAGCUCACCAUCAGUUGAGUGAUUCACAUAUAACAUGAAUGCUGGCAGAAAGGGGAUGAAAAUCUGAUAGUUAAUUUGUUUUGGCUCUCAUUUUGUUUUAAAUCUGUCCCAGGUCUAAUGUGUGGAAUAAAAUCCAAAGUAUUCAAAA
This is a messenger RNA of Haliotis rubra (blacklip abalone), 1918 nucleotides long. Its product is annotated as craniofacial development protein 1-like. The record is from RefSeq and is a predicted model, not a curated record. The transcript has 8 exons. NCBI's taxonomy places the organism in Eukaryota, Metazoa, Mollusca, Gastropoda, Lepetellida, Haliotidae. The coding region runs from base 103 to 1038 and encodes 311 amino acids.